Molecule: messenger RNA, 1330 nt
Organism: Micropterus salmoides (largemouth bass)
Lineage: Eukaryota; Metazoa; Chordata; Actinopteri; Centrarchiformes; Centrarchidae
Product: BCL-6 corepressor-like protein 1
Exons: 5
Coding region: 1-870 (289 amino acids)
Source: RefSeq, a predicted model, not a curated record
AUGAAGGCGGUAGCGGGGAUAGAGUGGGUGAGGCUGGGAGGAAGCCCGUCCCCUCUCCUCCACCACGUGCCGCAGCUGAAACAGAUGGUGCGGUGUGGAUCUGCCAUGCCACCGCGAUCGCCUUCUGAGGACUGCUGCCAUAAGGAGGCAGAAGUGGAAGGCAAAGGUAGUUUUCAGGUUCUGGCUUUCAGCACCAUGCUGCGCCACAUCAUGCGCCCGGCUGACGGUACACUCACCCUCGUCCUCCAUUCAGUUGGCUGGGCUCAUCCAUUGGCCCUCUCCUCCUUGGACUUACCCCACGGCGUCCUCCCUGUUCUCCCCCGCUCCUCGCUUCCUCGGCCCCAGUGUGCCCCUGCCGCUAGCCCCCAGCCUGCCCCCAUGCCUGCUAGCGUCGCUAGCCCCCAGCCUGUUCCCAUGUCUGCGAGCGCUACUAGCACCCUGCCUGUCCCUUCUGGUGCCCGGCCUGCCUAUUGUUCCCCGGGUCCGCCCGACACCACGCUUGACCCCUGUCGUCAGUUCGAGGGAACCUGCCUGGCCGUCUUCUCUGGGUUCCGUGGUGGCCAUCGGAGGAGACGUGGCCAUCACGGCUCCCGCCAACACGCACCACUCUCCCUAGUACCCCAGCCCGCUAGCGCCGCAGGCCCCCAGUCUGUCCCUGAUCCCAGUCGGUUAGCCCCUAGCCUGUCCCUUGGCCUGAUAGCGCCCCUAGCCUCCAACCUAUCCCUCCUGAUCCCCAGCCCGCUAGCCCCGCAAGCCCCCAGCCUGUCCCUGAUCCCCUCCUCAACGGACGCCUCCCGGCGGCCUUCCCACUGGACUAGGUGGGGUUUGGCAGACGAACGUCGGGUCAGGAAAGGUCGUCUCGCCCCUUAGCCCAUCCCUCGGGCCGCCCGCCCGAACUCUCUGGCUUGUCUCAGCCUGCUCCCCGGCCUUUUGGAGAGGUCGUCUCGCCUUGCUCCCCGGCCUCAGGAAAGGUCGUCUCGCCCCUUAGCCCAGCCCUCAGGCCGCCCGCCGGACCUCCCUGGCUCCCCUGCUCUGUCCUCGGGCACCCCGUCUAGCCCUAUGUCUUCAGUUCAGCCCUGCGUCUUCAGUUCAGCCCUGCCAGUUCCCCCCUAACCCUUCCCAGUCCUGAAGCCCUCCCUGAAUUCCCUGUUUUGUUUUGGACCCUGGACCCCCACCAGCCGGACCCCAGUGCGACUUCUUCCCCCUGACGUUCAUCUGCCAAGCCCCACCUAGUCCAGUGGUAAGGCCGCCAGGAGGCGUCCUUUGAGGAGGGGGCCCUGUUGUGGUGCAGCCCGGCUGACGGUACACUCACCCUCGUCCUCCGUUCAGU